Messenger RNA from Ceraceosorus bombacis, 267 nucleotides. The record is from the annotation of a GenBank genome assembly. Lineage: Eukaryota; Fungi; Basidiomycota; Exobasidiomycetes; Ceraceosorales; Ceraceosoraceae.
AUGCAUUGGCUGAAGCACCGGCGCGAGGCUCAGCGGGAGGCACGCAUCAAAGCAUCCCUCGAGGCAUCCCUCGAGGUACGACAAAAGUCACGUGCUGAGGCAUCCCUCAAGGCAUCCUUCGAGGCAUCCCUCGAGGCUCGACGCAAGGCUCGCGUCGCGGUACGCGUCAAGGUACGCGCCGAGGUACGCGCACAGGUUUGCGCCCACGCUCAUUUCAACUCUCGGGGCGAGAGUGACCGCGAGCGAUCCGCCAAGGCUCGCGGCUAG